Messenger RNA from Plutella xylostella (diamondback moth), 2819 nucleotides. NCBI's taxonomy places the organism in Eukaryota, Metazoa, Arthropoda, Insecta, Lepidoptera, Plutellidae. The record is from RefSeq and is a predicted model, not a curated record.
UCAAUUCUGUAUUUUUGUGAUGAUUUUUGCGAAAUUAUUUUUAUUUGGCAUUGCUAAAUCGAUUUUUCAAAUAAAUGCUAAUUGUUAGCAAUAAUUUACAUAACUUUAGAGUCCUUAAAUUAGUUGUGAAACUUUAUAGUUGUAAUAACCACAGUGUUCAAGUGAAAUGCUAGCUGACAAUUUGCUGUAAUAAAUGUGUAUGGAAAUGAAUUUACAGACACUUUUCCAGGAUUUUAAUCCUAGUAAAUUCGUUGUACACACUUGUUUACUGAUCUUCACUGCGCUUCUAGCCUUGAAGCUAGAUAACGCCAUAUCAUGGUCAUACUGGGCAGUGUUCACUCCAAUAUGGGUGUGGAAAUUCUUGGUAGUUCUUGGAGCUACCAUAGGAACUUAUGUGUGGUGGCAGUACCCUCAUUUCAGGCUAGAAGGGGAAGCCUACAUUCACUACAAAGCAAUGUUGAUAAGCCUGGCCAUACACCUGAUAUUGCUCAUGUUUGAGCUCCUCGUAUGUGACCAGUUGACCACGGGCCGCCAUGUGUGGAUUCUUGUCUUCAUUCCACUUAUAUUUAUAAGCAUAAUCUCAAUUGCCAUCUGUAUUUGGUCAGUGAAACAUGACAGGAAUUAUGAGUUGGAGCUGUUCUGCGCAGUGAACAUCCUGCAGUUCAUCUUCCUCGCGCUGAAGCUGGAUGACUUCAUCAACUGGUCGUGGGAGGUGGUGUUCGUGCCGCUCUGGAUACUCAUGUGCCUCAGUUUAGUAGGUGUGUGGGUGCUGUACAGUAUAAUAUUCGCGGGCAUCCUGCUGCGCACGCCGGAGGUGAACCUGCAGCAGCGACGCACCAGCUUCAACUCCGCGCUCGCAUACACCUUCACUGUGGUGCCCAUUCUGGUGUUCCAGGUCCUUUUAACGAAUAAGUUGGACGAUGGCCUGGCGCUGACGUAUACGAUAGUAGUAAGCCCGCUGUUUGUGAGCUACGCGACUCUCAUUCUUAUGUCCUUCAGCUCCAAAGGAGGCAAUAAAUGGUGGUUCGGCAUCAGAAAGGACUUCUGUCAAUUCCUUCUAUCGGUGUUCCCACUUUUGCAAGAAUACGCGAAUAUAGCGUACAACAAUAACGAUGGGAACCGCGCGCCGCCGCCUCGGGUCAAUGACCCCCCGGUCAACCAGGAGCCCUACAGAGAUGACGACACACAGAAAAGAGUGAAAGAAACCAAAAAGUCACUCAAAAACCAGAAGAAAAACGAGCUAUUGAAGCCAGUUGUGCCUAUUGUGAGCAUAGACAUGCCGGAUUGAAGAGCGGAACCAACUAUAAGGUGCUUUCUUGCGGGCCCCCAACCAGACGUAGGAUGUCAGAGUUUUAAAGAUUUUAAACUAUUGAUUGUUGUUGCUGCAUAUAUUGCACUCAUGAAAUUUGAUCUAAAAUUACUGCAAGAUUUUUGGGAAUACACGGUUUGGACUCUGCUUAUCUUGAUAGUGGUCAAAUGGGGCCGCUCUGUGUUCAGUCGUUGUUAGAAAUUCUGUAGUUAUGUAAAUAGUUGGCUUAUAUGAUACUAUGGAGCAAUAUUAUCGUUAAGUUUGAUGUCUUGUAGUUAAGAUGUUUUCAAUGUGUAGCCUAAGUUUAAGUACUUUGAAAAUCAAAGCCGAAUUUACUUUUUUAUUGUUGUCCAUUGUCCAUGUAAUAGUGUAAUUUUUAGCGAAAUUUCGGUGGAUUUUCGGUGUUAGCUGUGGAGACGGUGGACUUCUAUCUUCCGUAAGAAAUAUACUUUAUGUAAUAACGAUUAUUACUAUAUGCAAAUGUAGGUCUGUUAUAUUGCUAUGGUUGUGUUUAUAUUUCAUGAUGUUACAUUGUAUACAAGCUAUUAUUUGACGCUAGUUAUAGUUAGUUUUAUGUUUUAUUUUAAAAUGGCGUGAAGUCUGUUUCGGGGCUUAUUUUAGUUAAAGUUUUAAUUUAAAUAGAGGCGCAACAUCUUGUUGGGAAUAUUAUAACUUUAGGUAUUUAGUCAAAUGUAUGAAGUCAUAUCAAGAGAAGCAAUCACUUACGUAGGUAGAUGGUGGUUUUAAUGUAUGUUAUUCUUAAGUAUUAAAUAUGAUUUGCCUAUAAUCAUAUUAUAUCUGGUGAAGAGAAUCUUAAACUAUUCGACUAAAUGUUAGAUAAAUUUGAACGUUACUGUUUCUACUACACAAAUAAUAAAUUAUACAUUUAAACAUGUAGUAAAUUUAAAAAACUUUCAUCGACUGUGUAGUACCUAUCUAUAUUAUUAAUUCGAGAUUUGUAAACAAGCAAUUUAAGCAAAGUAGGUGUCAUUAAUUUUUUAAUAUUUACUUAAAAUUCGUGAAAAUAAUUUAAUACCGUAUUCAUAAAUGAAUAAUUGCGAAAGGCGACAUUAGGCGUGUCUAUGACAAUAUUAGGAAACAUAAUGCGAAAUAUUGUACCUACGUGGAAAUAAAUACCUUUCGUGACUAAACGGUGCCAUAAAACGUAUGUGCUUAGAAAAGAAAUUCAGGCGUGUGUUGAGGAUAUAAUGAUGCGUGUGAUAUGUGUCGCGGUACACGGCUGAUUUAUUUCCUCAAUUUUAUUUAUUUAUUACUGAAGAACUAUAUUUAUGCUUUUAGUCGAAAAUGGAAAUAUCAUAUUGAACCCUACUUUUGUGUAAGUAUACGUAAUUUUAUGAAAUAAAACUGUGAUAGAGCUUUUCUUGAUAAUGGAUUAGAACUUGAAGAAAAAGUAAAACCUUUUGUUGAAAGAUUCUUCUUUAUUGCAAACUUUAUUAUUUAUUUAAUUUAGGAUUAAUUUCUUCGAAAUAUAGGCUAUUUUACCUUAAAA